AUGGGAGACAGCAGCGCCUUGAAGAGGGGCCGACGAGCGCAGGAGCUGCUGAGGGACGCGGAGCGGGUCUACGACCCCAAGCAAGAGCGGCAAUGGGAGGGAAAGUACAAGUUCUUCAGUGAGCUGAAGAUGAAGGUGGCCUACCGGACCUAUGCCCGAGCCAGGCACGACCCCUUCAACAAAGACCCGGCCUGGGGCAGAUCGGUGCUGGCGCGGUUCGCAGACUACUGCACCAGCAACAACAUCAAGUUCGAGGACAUCUUCGCACAGGCUGAUCUGAACAGUGAUCAGUCUUUGAGCCGGCCUGAGAUCAAGCACGCGCUGCAUAGGGUGCUGCCCUCCUUGUCGGACCAGGAGGUCAUCGCCGUCUUUGAUGUCAUCGACGAGGACAAGAGCGGGGCAGUGAGCGUCCAAGAGUUUGUGGCAGCCAUGGACAUGGGCAAGAAGGCCAAGUUCACCAAGGAGGCGGUGGAGCGCCACCGCAACCCGGUGCACCGGAUCAAGCGCUUCCCGCCCGCGAGCAUCGACGGCUGGGACCACCUCAAGGACGUGGAGACUGUCAAAGGGACCCGCUACGAGACAGUGGGCACCGGUCGGAGCCUGGUGGACAUGUGCGAGCAGGAGGCGACCGAAUGCCUGGCAAGGCUGUCGCACACGCUGGCGCAGACCCCCCGGGCCCUGCGCCACGAGCAGCGGACCCCGAGAUACCAGUACUUCGGGGGAGGUGGAGACACCGCUCGCUUCCACAAGCACUCCAAGUAUCGGGACACUGAAGGGCCAAAGGUGGACCUGCCCGAUCCCGGAGGCCCGGAAGUGCGGCCCGGGUAUUUGUGCAGCCUGAAAGGGGCGCUGGCCCUAGGCGAAAUGGCCAAGGCCGCACACCCGGGGCUGAAGCAAGCCACGAGCCAAAGGAGCCUGAGCCUGUCGCGGAAUUCGCCCCCUGUGUCGUUUAGCUCCAAUCGGCUCGACCCGGAUGAGCGCCUGAGGCAGAUGGGCCCCGAGAUCUCGGAGGCCACGAAGCCCGCACACACCUUCGCGCGGUCCCUGGAGGCGCCGCCGGGGACGGAAAGCAUGGACUACGACCUCCACGAGAGCCCGGCGAUGCUGGCCUUCGUGGCGGCCCAACAGAAGGCCAUGCAGCGGUCGAACUGCCUGCUGCGCCUGCUCUCCCGCAGUCGGAUAUGGAGGCAGAACGGGCGCUCGGUGUUCCGGUGGGUGAUCAUCUGCCUGGUGGGCAUCUGUACAGGAGUGGUUGCGGCGAUGAUCGACUUUGCCCUGAAGCGGCUCGAAGAUUUGCAGAACCUCAUGAUGAGGAGCGUGAUCGACCACACGGGCCAUUGGUUUCCACCGUAUGUUUGCUUCCUGGUCUUCCGGGUCUUCUUGGCCUCCAUCGCCGGCAUUUUCGUGUGCUACGUAGAGCCUUUGGCGUCCGGCAGCGGCAUCCCCGAGAUCAAGUCCUUCCUGAACGGCAUCCACCUGCCGCGGUUGUUGGACCUCAAGACUUUGGCCGCCAAGGCCGUGGGGGUCAUCUUCUCCGUGGGCGCGGGGCUGCCCUGCGGCAAGGAGGGCCCCAUGAUCCACUCCGGGGCCAUCUGCGGCGCGCUGAUCUCGGGGGUGUUCUGGACGCCGACGCUCCGGCCCAUCAACAUGGACAAGGAGCAGCGGGACCUAGUCACUGCGGGCGCAGCGGCGGGGGUAUCUGCAGCAUUCAGCGCGCCGGUGGGGGGUGUGCUCUUUGCGAUCGAGGAGGGGGCGACCCAUAUGAGCGUGGACAUCAUGCUGAAGACCUUCGUGGCCUCGGCCUGCGCCGCCCUGGUGGUGCGCUUCUUCCACGCCGGCUUCGCCAAGGGGGACUGGGGGAUGCUGGGCUCCGCGGUGCCCCUGGAGUUCGGGGCACUGCCGAACCUGCAGUACGCCAUCUGGGAACUGCCGCUCUUUGCGCUCAUGGGGAUCCUCUUCGGGCUCAUGGGGGGCUUGUACAACUUCUUGAACGAGCACUUGACCCGUUGGCGGCUGCGGAACGUGGGCGUGCGCGGGUGCAAGCGCUGGUGGGAGGUGAUCUUCCUUGCGACCGUGGUCUCCUCCAUCAAGUUUAUCUGUCCAGUGCUGCUGAUGGGCGGGGUGGACAACGUCCUCGGCUCAGUGAAGCAGACGCUUUGGUGGGAUGACCAGGCGCAAGGCGUGGCUGCCAUCUUUCACAACCCCAUGUUGGCCAGCGACAUGGCGAUUCUAGGCUGCGUGCAGUUUGUCAUCGCUUGCUGGACGUACGGGGCCGGAGUGCCGAGCGGCCUCUUCCUUCCCUCGCUGUUCCUGGGCGCGAUGUGGGGAAAGCUCUUCGGUAUGGGCCUCUUCCAGAUGGGGCUGGUGCCGCACGAGACGGACGCGGACAAGUUCGCCUUCGUGGGCUCCGCGGCGGCGCUCGCGGGCCUGGGGCGCAUCACCAUCUCCCUGUCCGUGAUAGUCAUGGAGUGCACCAUCAACAACCAGUUUGGUGUGCCGCUCUUUCUGGCCACCAUGGUCGCCAAGUGGGUGGGCAGCCUCUUCAACCCGGGCAUCUACGACUUGCAUUUGGAGCUGAAGCACGUGCCCUUGCUCGAGCCCUUAGGUGGCCAGGCCUCCCGCACUCGCCCCGGGAUCGGGGCCACGGAAUGGGAGGGCCAGGGCCUGAACUUUUGGGAGCUUCACCGAAAGCUGGCGGAAUGCUACCAGCAGGAUGUGCAGUAUGGGCGGAGGCGUGCCCCCAGCACCGCCUCGGUUUCAAUGCGCCUGCCUUCAUCCUCGGAGCUGCCGGUCGUGCGUCCAGUGAUCAGCCCGCCAUCGCCGACGGGGCUGCGAGUCAGCACGACGAGGCGCACGCUCGAGUCUUCCAAUGAGGUGGGGCAUUCUACGCGGGACGCGGUAGCAAGCCGGCCAGAAGUCGGACGCGGGAAGUCCGAGUCCUCAGACCUGGCGAAGCCGCGCGAGGGAGAGGAGGGCUUGAAGCCUCGGGAGGCUUGGUGCCCGGUGCUGGAGCACAAGUCCGCGAAGCUGAUGGCGAGAGCCGGAUCCAUGGCCAGCCUCAAAGCUACGGUGACCACGCUCAGUGAGUCGAUCUCAGUGGAAGCUGCUGAGACUUGGAGCUUUGUGCUUCACCCCGCGGGGCGUUUGCGCACAGUGUGGGAUGCCCUGACGGUGAUCGCUUUGGUCCUGGACAUCAUCUUGAUCCCUUUGGAGUUCUUCGGCAUCCAGGAGCUGCAGGGCGUGACGGGCGCCACGGUGAUCACCAUCCUGUUCUGGAGCUUGGACGUGGUGCUGUCCUUUCGGUCCGGGAGCUACAAGAAGGGCGUCUUGGUCAUGGAGCCCAAAACUAUCGCCCGGGACUAUGCCAGGAGCUGGCUGGUGCCGGACCUGGCGCUGGUGGGUCUGGACUGGCUGGCCCUGGCGGUGAACGCCUUCUCCGAGGACGCCUCACAGGUGCUGUGGCUCUUGCGUCUGCUGCGCCUGGUGAGGGUGCUGCGCCUGGGGAAGGUGAGCCGCUCGGCGCUGAACCUCAAGGAGGCCAUGCAGUGGACGGUGAACCGGCGCGGCAGCGUGGCGAUGAACCUGGGGCUUCUGCUGUUGCUGAACCAUAUGAUCGCCUGUGGGUGGUGGGCCUUCGGCCAUGCCUGGGGCGACGCGAGUGGAUGGUCGGUGACGAAUGGAGUGGAGGACCAAAGCCUGGCGUACCGCUACACCACGAGCCUCCACUGGGCCAUCAGCCAGCUGGGCGUGAGCUCCACGGAGAUCGAGGCCACCAACACCGCGGAGCGGAUCUACUCCAUCGCCACGGCAGUGAUCUCCCUGAUCACCUUCUCCUCCAUGGUGAGCUCCAUGACCUCGGUGAUGAACACGGCGUACCAGGAGAAGGAGGAGGAGAGGCGGCACUUCGCGGCCCUGCAGCAGUACCUCAAGCACUACGCCAUCUCCGCCAGCCUCAGCCAGCGGAUCACGCAGUUCGUGCAGCACGCCUUGGGACAGCAGCGCAACUCCAUCUCGGAUGUGCCGCUGCUGACUCUCCUGUCCAAGCCGCUGCAAGGUGAGUUGCAGUUGGAGAAGUUUCGGGAGCUUCUCAGCCAGUUGUCCUUCCUGGGGGCUUUGCUUCGGAGCUCGAGCAAUCAGAUCGAGGAGGUGAUGCGCGGCUUGGCUUCCGCCAUGGGGCAGGCAACACUGGCCGGUGGGGAUGUGCUUUUUCGCCUGGGUACUCCAGCAACGGCGAGCUACCUGCCCCUCAACGGGUCGCAGCUGUUGUAUUCCGACAGCCAGGCGGUGAGCGAUAUCUGGACGGUGGAGAUGUGCUUGUGGACUGAGUGGUUUCAUGUGGGGAAUAUGGUGUCCGUGGAGGUGUCUCAAGUCUUGAUCCUGGACAUGCCCACGUUUUGUGAUAUCGUCGGAGACAGCUGCAUUACCCAACGGCUUGCAGCCGAUUAUGCCGUGGAAUACCUGGCAGAGCUGCAUAAAGUUUCACGGUGGUCCGACAUUUGGCAGUCGGAACUUCGGCCAGAGGUCCACAACAUGUUUGCAGACCUCGGCAUUAACCAUGCCCCCAAGCUGGUAUUUGAUACCUUUGGCAGGCGCGACAGAAUGGGUAGAGGCAAUUCACAGAUUGUCCCUCAAGAUUGA
Effrenium voratum is the source of this 4638-nucleotide messenger RNA. The record is from the annotation of a GenBank genome assembly. NCBI's taxonomy places the organism in Eukaryota, Dinophyceae, Suessiales, Symbiodiniaceae.